This is a messenger RNA of Formica exsecta, 1357 nucleotides long. It is a transcript of the gene Naa80, whose product is annotated as N-alpha-acetyltransferase 80. NCBI's taxonomy places the organism in Eukaryota, Metazoa, Arthropoda, Insecta, Hymenoptera, Formicidae. Gene Ontology annotation, cellular component: cytoplasm. Gene Ontology annotation, molecular function: N-acetyltransferase activity; acetyl-CoA binding. Gene Ontology annotation, biological process: protein acetylation. Bases 417 to 1091 code for a protein of 224 amino acids. The record is from RefSeq and is a predicted model, not a curated record. The transcript is spliced from 5 exons.
AAAUAGGAUGCCCCGAAAAAAGGGUCGUUCCCGUUGCCUCGGGGUCGAAGCAGACGUUAAUAGAAUCGGUCACGGACAGAUGCAGAUAUCUGUGUCCCAUUGAGUCUUUCCUAGACACGGCAAACUGAUGACAGAAACCAAGCAGGUCUGCAUCAAUAUAACCAGAUAUAUAUCAAAGUAUGUCAAUAUUUUUAAGAGACAGCAGAUCUUCGCUAGUUAAUAAAGAAAUAUAUGUAACAAUGCAAGAUCUCGAGAAAUCUGAGAAGAUCAAAGAGAGAACCGGGGAUCAGGUGGGACACGGAUAUGCGCAUGAGAGGGACGCACAUGGGAAUGGUUAUUCGGCAUAACGCGGUGGGGAUAAAAUCAGACCGAAAUAUCGUUUCGGAGCGGAAAACGAUGACACCGUCGCCACCGGGAUGCCAUUCCCAUUCGAGUCCGCGCAAACGAGUUCUCCACCUCGUCGAAAAACUACGCGGCAAGAUAUGAUGGAAAGCAAUGCUAAGUACGUAGUGAUACCUCUCCACCAUCGGCCUGAUUUGAUCAAAAAUUGUUGUAAGUUAGUUAAUUCUGAAUGGCCUCGAAGCGAAACUGCACGAAUGAAAUCUCUGAAUGUGUCUUGCGACGAUUUUCCCACGUGUCUGAUUCUGAUUAAUGAUAAGGACAAGGUUCUUGGACAUUGCAAAAUAUCUCUGGUUGGUAGAUCAAAAGUUAGCUGCUUCAUAGAAUCUGUUGUAAUCGACUAUCGAUAUAGAUCUCAAGGAUUAGGGUCUAGAUUAUUGCGUGGCGUGGAAGAAUACGUCGCGAGAAAGGGUCUGAAAAAUAUAUAUCUAAAGACAGAUGGUCAGGAAGUGUUUUACUAUAAGAACGGAUACAAGUUGUGCGAUCCAUUCAAAGCGUAUGGCAUUAACGACAUCAUAACCGCCAGUCCGCCUCUCGGCAAAACGAAAUUCAAGGAGAGGAACGCCGAUCAGUCCGCCGGACAGCCACCACCGCCGCCACCGCCCCCGAUGCCGGCGUUCCAACUGUCGAAAUUUUUCGACACGCGAAUGCUAUCCCAAAAAACGCACAUGGUAAAGAAAUUAGGAUACUAGCGUUAUGUCAAAAUAUCUCGGCACGUUUUCUUGUUCUUGCUAAACGUUCGAGUUCAUGUCAAUUGAAAUUAGAUGAUUAAAAAUAAGUAUGAGAUAUUAGAACGGAAUCGAGUAGGAUAAGACGAAAAAGGAUAAAUUAUAAAAAAGAAUAGAUAAUUUAACAUAUCGUAUUUCAGUAGAGAACUUGAGCAGUGUUUUGUCCAGGAGAUCAUUCUCAUUAGUGCACAUUGAUUAGGCAAAUCAUGUUGGAUAAUCAUAAGGCAAAU